Messenger RNA from Gekko japonicus, 541 nucleotides. Its product is annotated as ventricular zone-expressed PH domain-containing protein homolog 1-like. Gene Ontology annotation, biological process: regulation of signal transduction. The annotation marks the transcript as partial. The record is from RefSeq and is a predicted model, not a curated record. Gene Ontology annotation, cellular component: plasma membrane. The transcript is spliced from 3 exons. Gene Ontology annotation, molecular function: phosphatidylinositol-5-phosphate binding. NCBI's taxonomy places the organism in Eukaryota, Metazoa, Chordata, Lepidosauria, Squamata, Gekkonidae.
AUGCAUCAUCUCUUUGGAGUUGUUUUGGGACAAAAGGACCUUUCACGUGCAGGGGACCUCUUCUCCUUAGACGAUUCCGAAAUAGAAGGGUGCCUGUCAGAAGCUCUUGAGCAAAUAAAAAUUAUCAGUUCUUCUCCGGACUACCAAACAAACGACAAUGACCAGGCAGUUGUGGAAAUCUGUAUCACUCGAAUCACCACAGCUAUCAGGGAGACAGAAUCCAUAGAGAAACAUGGAAAAUCCCUAGUUGCUCUUUGGGAGUCGUGCUUGGAGCACAACCUGAAACCUUCAGGAAAAGAUGAAGACACACCACAUGCAAAAAUUGCAUCUGAUAUUAUGAGCUGCAUUUUGCAGAAUUACAAUCGUCCUCCCAUCAUGGCCCUGGCUGUCCCAGUGGCUGUGAAAUUCCUGCAAAGGGGUAACAAAGAGCUGUGUAGGAACAUGUCGAGUUAUCUUUCCCUGGCUGCCAUCAGCAAAGCAGAUCUACUGGCUGAGCACACAGAAACCAUUGUAAAAAGUGUCCUGCGAGGUAAGAAAAAGC